Racocetra fulgida is the source of this 720-nucleotide messenger RNA. The record is from the annotation of a GenBank genome assembly. Lineage: Eukaryota; Fungi; Glomeromycota; Glomeromycetes; Diversisporales; Gigasporaceae.
AUGCCACAAGACUUUUAUAGCCGUAUAUCUGAAGAAGCAACCAUUAUCAGUAAAUUAAAACACCCAAAUAUUGUGGAAUUUCUUGAUUCCUGGAAAGGUCCUGAACAUACAAUCGUUAUUUUAGAAUUUAUGAAAGGUGGAAGUUUAUUAGCUUUUAUUAAUAAAGAACGAGAGAUAAAAUUCGAUGUUUGGAUUGGCUUGGCAUAUCAAAUCUGCGAUGCUAUUCAAUAUAUGCAUGAUAAUGGUUAUAUGCAUCGAGACAUUAAAGCUUCAAAUAUUAUGUUUAAGGAUAAAUCUUAUAAACUGGUCAAACUUAUUGAUUUUGGUUUAACAAAAGCAUUUACUAAAACUGAGCAACCGGACGAUUCUAUUGAAUACACGGCAACGGGUACACCUGCGUAUAUGCCUUAUGAAAUUGCCAAAGAACUGAUCAACAAUAAAAAAAGUUGUCACUACACUUGCGCCGUUGAUAUGUGGUCUUUUGGCGUACUUAAUUAUCAUGCAUUAACGGGAAAUAUGCCUUUUAUGGGAGAAGAUGCUCAAGAAAAUUUGGUACUUGCUAAGAUUGUUAAAGAAGAAAUAAAUUACUCUCCAUUACUAGAAUUGAAUCUUCAAUGUGCGGUUGAAUUCAUCUCAGGUUUAUGUUGUAAGGAUCCGGAAUCUCGAUUAACAGCAAAUGACGCGAUGAAUCACGUAAUCUUUCAGGGAUUAAGAAAAUGA